Molecule: messenger RNA, 3130 nt
Organism: Ornithorhynchus anatinus (platypus)
Lineage: Eukaryota; Metazoa; Chordata; Mammalia; Monotremata; Ornithorhynchidae
Gene: GRIK4
Product: glutamate ionotropic receptor kainate type subunit 4
Exons: 20
Coding region: 125-3034 (969 amino acids)
Biological process (GO): modulation of chemical synaptic transmission; monoatomic ion transport; synaptic transmission, glutamatergic
Cellular component (GO): presynaptic membrane; kainate selective glutamate receptor complex; postsynaptic membrane
Molecular function (GO): kainate selective glutamate receptor activity; transmitter-gated monoatomic ion channel activity involved in regulation of postsynaptic membrane potential
Source: RefSeq, a predicted model, not a curated record
CCAGGAAGUUCGUACCUGGUCACCAGAGACAGCGCCGAGAGAGCGACUUCCUGGGGCGAUGCCGAGGCGACCCCAGUUAUGUCAUGCCCAGACCAUCAGAGGACCACAUGAGGAUUUAUAGAAGAUGCCCCGGGUCUUGGCACCCCUGGUGCUCCUCCUGGCGUGGCUGAGGGCUGUGUCUGGCAGUCCACACUCCCUGCGGAUCGCCGCCAUUUUGGACGACCCGAUGGAGUGCAGCAGAGGCGAGCGACUGUCCAUCACCCUGGCCAAGAACCGAAUCAACCGAGCUCCAGAGCGAGUGGGGAAGGCCAAGGUGGAGGUGGACAUCUUCGAGCUUCUGAGGGACAGUGAAUACGAGACAGCCGAGACCAUGUGCCAGAUCCUCCCGAAGGGAGUGGUGGCGGUCCUGGGGCCCUCCUCCAGCCCGGCCUCCAGCUCCAUCAUCAGCAACAUCUGCGGGGAGAAGGAGGUGCCCCAUUUCAAAGUCGCCCCUGAGGAAUUGGUCAAGUUCCAGUCCCAGCGGUUCACCACCUUGAACCUGCACCCCAGCAACACGGACAUCAGCAUGGCUGUCGCUGGGAUUCUGAACUUUUUCAACUGCACAACGGCCUGCCUCAUCUGUGCCAAAGCUGAAUGCCUCUUAAACCUGGAGAAGCUGCUCCGCCAGUUCCUCAUCUCCAAGGACACGCUCUCCGUCCGGAUGUUGGAUGACAGCCGGGACCCCACUCCGCUCCUCAAGGAGAUUAGGGACGAUAAGACGGCCACCAUCAUUAUCCAUGCCAACGCCUCCAUGUCCCACACCAUCCUCCUCAAGGCCGCCGAGCUGGGAAUGGUGUCGGCCUAUUACACAUACAUAUUCACAAAUCUGGAGUUCUCUCUCCAGCAACUGGACAGCCUUCUGGAUGACCGGGUUAACAUCCUGGGAUUCUCCAUUUUCAACCCAUCCCAUGCCUUCUUCCAAGAGUUUGCCCACAGCCUCAACCAGUCGUGGCAGGAGAACUGUGACCACGCUCCCUUCACGGGGCCCGCGCUCUCCUCAGCCCUGCUGUUUGAUGCCGUGUACGCCGUGGUGAGUGCCGUGCAGGAGCUGAAUCGGAGCCAGGAGAUCGGCGUCAAGCCCCUGUCCUGUGGCUCGGCCCAGAUAUGGCAGCAUGGCACCAGUUUAAUGAACUACCUGAGAAUGGUAGAAUUGGAAGGUCUCACCGGCCACAUCGAAUUCAACAGCAAAGGUCAGAGGUCGAACUACGCCCUGAAAAUCCUGCAGUUUACAAGAUACGGCUUCCGGCAGAUCGGCCAGUGGCACGUAGCUGAAGGGCUGAGCAUGGACAACCACCUGUCAGCCACCAACGUCUCAGACAGCCUCUUCAACACCACGCUGGUCGUCACCACCAUCCUGGAAAACCCGUACUUAAUGAUGAAGGGGAACCACCAGGAGCUGGAAGGCAACGACCGCUACGAGGGCUUCUGCGUGGACAUGCUGAAGGAAUUGGCAGAGAUCCUGCGCUUCAACUACCAGAUCCACCUGGUCGGGGACGGAGUGUACGGCGUGCCCGAGGCCAACGGCACCUGGACGGGCAUGGUCGGAGAGCUGAUCGCCCGGAAAGCGGACCUGGCGGUGGCGGGCCUCACCAUCACGGCCGAGCGGGAGAAGGUGAUUGAUUUUUCCAAACCGUUCAUGACUCUGGGAAUCAGCAUCCUUUACCGAGUUCAUAUGGGCCGCAGACCGGGCUAUUUCUCCUUUCUGGACCCUUUCUCGCCGGGGGUCUGGCUGUUCAUGCUCCUCGCCUACCUGGCCGUCAGCUGUGUGCUCUUCCUGGUGGCUCGGCUGACGCCUUACGAGUGGUACAGUCCUCAUCCGUGCGCUCAGGGUCGCUGCAACCUCCUGGUGAACCAGUACUCCCUGGGGAACAGCCUCUGGUUUCCCGUGGGCGGCUUCAUGCAGCAAGGCUCCACCAUCGCCCCCCGUGCCCUAUCCACUCGCUGCGUCAGCGGAGUCUGGUGGGCGUUCACCUUGAUCAUCAUCUCAUCUUAUACGGCCAACCUGGCGGCCUUCCUGACGGUGCAGCGGAUGGACGUGCCCAUCGAGUCCGUGGACGACCUGGCCGACCAGACGGCUAUCGAGUACGGCACAAUUCAAGGAGGCUCCAGCAUGACCUUCUUCCAAAACUCCCGCUACCAGACGUACCAGCGGAUGUGGAACUACAUGUACUCUAAGCAGCCGAGCGUGUUUGUGAAGAGCACGGAGGAGGGGAUCGCCAGAGUGUUGAAUUCCAACUACGCCUUCCUGCUGGAGUCCACCAUGAACGAGUACUACCGCCAGCGCAACUGUAACCUCACCCAGGUCGGGGGCCUACUGGACACCAAGGGCUAUGGGAUCGGCAUGCCAGUAGGCUCUUUCUUCCGGGAUGAAUUUGACCUGGCGAUUCUCCAGCUGCAAGAGAACAACCGUCUGGAAAUUUUGAAGCGAAAGUGGUGGGAAGGAGGGAAAUGUCCCAAAGAGGAAGAUCACAGAGCCAAAGGCCUGGGGAUGGAAAACAUUGGUGGAAUCUUUGUGGUUCUUAUUUGCGGUUUAAUUGUGGCCAUAUUUAUGGCUAUGCUCGAGUUUUUAUGGACCCUUCGGCAUUCAGAUGCGGCAGAGGUGUCGGUGUGCCAGGAGAUGGUCACGGAGCUACGCAGCAUCAUCCUGUGUCAGGACAAUGUCCACCCCCGCCGGCGACGCGGGGGGACCUCCCGGCCCCGCACCCCCCUCCCGGAGGAGCCGCGCCCGCGGGGAGGACCCCCCGUGCUCAGCAACGGGCAGCUGUGUGGCGGCAGCCAGCCGGACCCGCUGGCCCAGAGACUGGCACAGGAGGCUGCCCUGGUGGCCCGCGGCUGCACCCACAUCCGGGUGUGUCCCGAGUGCCGUCGCUUCCAAGGCCUACGCGCCCCCUCCACCCCGGUCACGGUCCCGGCCCCGGCCCUGGCCCCGGCCCCGGCCCCCAGCAACGACAGCCUCCAGUGGGACAAGGCCACCAGCAGCAGCGGGCCGGACUAGGCCCCCGCCCUCCCCGUGGCCAUGGAGGAGCCCAGCACAGACUUGUACAGCGUCCAAACUCCUGUCCAUCUUCCCCACGCUAUACAUGGUCAAAGC